Fusarium sp. VM40 is the source of this 786-nucleotide messenger RNA. The record is from the annotation of a GenBank genome assembly. NCBI's taxonomy places the organism in Eukaryota, Fungi, Ascomycota, Sordariomycetes, Hypocreales, Nectriaceae.
AUGAAGUUCACUGCCUUCAUUGCCGCGGUCUCGCCCGUCUUCGCUAUUCCCCAGUAUCUUUCCUCCCGCGAGUUUGUUCCUCAGAAGUGGAUUGCCCCAGCUGAAGGCGCCUCUCGUGGUCCCUGUCCUGGCCUCAACACCUUGGCCAACCAUGGCUACAUCCCUCGCGAUGGCAAGAACAUCGACCUCAAGAUCCUUGAGGACGGUAUGCUUGCUGGUUACAACAUUGAGCACAUGGAUGCUCUUAUUCUCUUCACACAAGCUAUCAAGACCAGCCCCAAGUACCCGCUCGCUCGUAGCUUCGAUCUGGCUGACCUUGGUCGUCACAACAUCCUGGAGCAUGAUAUUUCUCUAAGUCGAUCUGACGCAUUCUUUGCCGACCCUAACCCGUUCAAUGAGACGGUCUGGGCCGAGUCCCUCACCUACUUUCCCGACGACAUAAUCACAGUCGAUCAAGUCGCCAAGGCGCGAAUGGGCCGUCUAGCAACCUCUAAGAAGGCCAACCCGGAGCACUCGCUAUCUAAACUAGCCGAUGGCUUCAGCUGGGGCGAGAUGGCUUCCUUCUUCGAGAUCAUGGCUGACGGCACUACCGGCACGGUAGAGAAGAAGUUCAUUGAGUACUGGUUGAAGAACGAGCGCAUGCCCACGGAAAUUGGAUGGCAGAGACGCAACACAACCAUGCGAGGUAUUGAGCGUAUUGAGUUCACUAAGAAGCUCAUGGAGGCUGGUGGUGUUGCCCGCCGUGAUGUGACGACUGAUGCUUACGGUCGUGACUUGGUUCAGUAA